GAAAACAUUUUGCUGCCAAACACAUCCUUAAUCUUUCUUUCCUGCCUGUUUCUAUCUUUCUGGGUCUUGUUUUGAUUUGUUAGUAAUAUUUCAUUAUUCUUUACUCUCCCCCUCUCAUUGCAUUACCUCUUUGCUCCUCCUACACAUUUUCUUGAUUUUCCGGCCACCCUUUUUGCCGGAACACAACAUUUUCUGGCCAAGAUUACAUUUUUCUGCCAUUUUUUUCUCUUUUUCUUGGUAGAUUUUUAACCAUUUUCUUGGUUUUUCUGCCACCCUUUUGGCUAUAUUUACUUUUUGGUCCUCAGUUGGGAUUUCAAGUGCAAAAUUUGGGUGUAAAGACUGAAUCUUUAAGCUUGUUUUGAGUUAAUAUGCAGUUAAAGAUUAGAUUUUUCCAUUUGGGUGUGGUUAAAUCAGAUCAUGGAAGUGUUAAACAUGCAAAUACAUGUGAAAACAGGUAAGUUUGGUGAGAGUAGUAGGUAUAAUUUGGUGUUCUUGAUAUUUGUUGUGUUUAUGGUUUGACAUGGGAGAUAAUAUAGAUGAGAAAAGAAAAAGUAGUAGACUUGAAAUGGAGAAUCUUUCAAUGGAAACAACUAGAUUUUCUAGAGAUUUGUUGCAAAGAUUCAUGGGGGGUAUUGGUGGUAGUAGUAGUAGUAGUACUAGUAGUUCAAGAAAAUCUGGACCUGGGGUGGUUGGUGAUGCAGCAAAGGAGGUAAAGGAGGAAGAAGAUGAAGGAGAAGUUGAGUUGAAUCUUGGUUUAUCAUUGGGAGGUAGAUUUGGUGUUGACAAAUCUUGUAGUAAUAAGUUGAUGAGGUCUUCUUCAGUAGCUUCUUGUUUACCAGUAGUUAGAGAUGAUGAUGUUCUUGCACCACCAGUAGUGUCUUAUCCUAGUUUAGUGAGAACAUCUUCUUUGCCAGUGGAAACUGAGGAAGAAUGGAGGAAGAGAAAGGAGUUGCAAACUUUGAGAAGAAUGGAAGCUAAGAGGAGAAGAUCAGAGAAACAAAGGAAUUUAAGGGGUGAUAAAGAAAGUGGAGGGGGAAGUGGUAGUGGUGGGGGAGGAAGUAUGGAAGAUGAAAAGAGGGAAAUUGAGAUGAAUUUAAGAGGCAGAUUAGAUAAAGAACAGUACUGGGCGACCGCAAAAAGAUUUGGAUUAUCGGUAUCUCCAACGUUGGCUGGUGUUGCAAGGCAAGGUAGUUUAUCAGGUGGUGGAAUAGAUUUGACAAUGGGGAAAGGUAAAAAACAAGGACAUGGGCAAUUGGGGUCACAAGGUUCUGUUGAAUCCCAAGGUGGUGGUGGUGGUGGUGGUAGUUCUUCAAGCAUGUCUGAAUUGGAAAGUAAACUUCCACAAGGGUCUGGCGAGCUAAGCCCUGCCAGUAUCCACUCAUUACAAGGAGGAGGGAGUCAAGAUGUUGGUUCGUCUGGUUCAAAAAUGAGAGAGUCAGGAAGCAGAAUGUCAGGAGGUGACGUGGACAGUCCAUCUAAGAGGCUCGAGGCUGCAACAAGUCGGGCAAAGGAACCUGGAGCAAACACGCUAGAAAAUAUGCCGUGUGUUUUCACAAAAGGAGAUGGUCCUAAUGGUAGAAGAGUAGACGGAAUAUUAUACAGGUACAGUAAAGGGGAGGAGGUAAGAAUUAUGUGCGUCUGUCAUGGUAGUUUUCACUCACCUGCUGAGUUUGUCAAGCACGCUGGAGGCACCGACGUUACCCACCCUCUCAAGCAUAUAGUCAUAAACCCCAAUGCUUCUCCGUUGCUGUGACUGAUACCUUGGGGUUUCGGAGGAAAGAGGAUAUCACGGAGCACACCAUGCGAAGUUGUAAGAAAAUUUCCAUUUCCAUUUUUGUUUCUUUGAUUCCUCUUUUAAAGAGAGAUAUAUUUAUCGAUUCGUGCUCAUCUUGGAGGGAUACUGGACUAAAGAAAAGAGCUUUUGUAUGUACAUUUACGGAUUCUUUUUAGGAAAUUCAGAGGAAUGAACUAAUAUCGAAUGAUAUCAUUGUCCUCCUUA
Molecule: messenger RNA, 1999 nt
Organism: Capsicum annuum
Lineage: Eukaryota; Viridiplantae; Streptophyta; Magnoliopsida; Solanales; Solanaceae
Product: ninja-family protein AFP3
Exons: 2
Coding region: 521-1753 (410 amino acids)
Biological process (GO): signal transduction; response to abscisic acid; negative regulation of DNA-templated transcription
Cellular component (GO): nucleus
Source: RefSeq, a predicted model, not a curated record